AUGGAUGAUGAAUUAAAUGUAACAUAUAUAACUCUUGGUGGUCAUGUCGAAGUGGAAAAAUACAGAUAUAUUUAUUUCUUUAUUAUGUUCAUAGUAUAUUUGCUAAUAAUAUGCAGUAAUUCUACCAUUGUAUACAUUAUAUGGGUUCACCAAAACCUCCACGAGCCAAUGUACAUUUUCAUUGCUGCUUUGUUAGCUAACUCUGUUCUUUUCAGCACUGCUGUCUACCCAAAGCUUUUAAUUGACUUUUUAUCUGAAAAACAAACCAUAUCUUAUUCAGCCUGUCUCUUUCAAUUUCAUACGUUUUACUCUUUAGGGGGUUCAGAGUUCUUACUGUUGGCAGCCAUGUCUUAUGACAGAUAUGUGUCUAUAUGUAAACCUUUGCAAUAUCACACUAUUAUGAGAAAAACAACUGUCAGUGUUUUCUUGGGGUUGGCUUGGAUUCUGCCGGCCUCUCAGGUGGCAGUACCAGCUGGUUUAAGUGCUGAUAAAAAACUUUGUAGAUUUAUUUUAAAGGGAGUUUUUUGCAACAAUACAGUUUAUAAACUUCAGUGUGUGAUCUCAAGAGCACAAAUCAUACAUGAUAUGGUAAUUUUGCUUAAUGUUGCACUUGUCCCUAUGCUUUUCAUUCUUUUUACAUACACCAGGAUAUUUAUAAUAACAUAUCGAAGUAGUAGGGAAGUUAGAAAAAAAGCUGCACAGACUUGUUUACCUCAUCUGAUAGUUUUGAUAAACUUUUCCUGUUUGUGUGCAUAUGAUGUUAUUAUAGUUCAGCUGGAAUCUGACUUUCCAAAAACUGUAAAUUUAAUAAUGUCUUUACAAAUAGUAAUGUAUCACCCUCUCUUUAAUCCAAUCAUGUAUGGACUAAAUAUGAAAGAAAUUUCAAAACACCUCAAAAAGUUGUUCUAG
Messenger RNA from Perca fluviatilis (European perch), 909 nucleotides. Its product is annotated as olfactory receptor 6N2-like. The coding region runs from base 1 to 909 and encodes 302 amino acids. The transcript has 2 exons. Lineage: Eukaryota; Metazoa; Chordata; Actinopteri; Perciformes; Percidae. The record is from RefSeq and is a predicted model, not a curated record. Gene Ontology annotation, molecular function: olfactory receptor activity; G protein-coupled receptor activity. Gene Ontology annotation, cellular component: membrane. Gene Ontology annotation, biological process: G protein-coupled receptor signaling pathway.